This is a messenger RNA of Cooperia oncophora, 834 nucleotides long. NCBI's taxonomy places the organism in Eukaryota, Metazoa, Nematoda, Chromadorea, Rhabditida, Trichostrongylidae. The record is from the annotation of a GenBank genome assembly.
AUGGGUGAUGCACAACAGCAGCCUGGUGCAACCGGUGCCCACAUAGGAGGAGCUGUUGGUGUUACAGCUGCUGCUCUGCAUUCCGCUGCUCGUGUGGCCAAUAAAGGUCGACUCCAACACGUACUCGGCGUUGCAUCGCUUGGAUCUUUUUUGGCUGGUCUCCGAAGUGCCUACAAACACACUCGGCAACCUGAAGCUGUUGAUUUGUGUAGGGCACAGGUACUUUCUGGUGUCGGAUUCGCUGGCAAAGCAUUGGGUGUAGCUACAGUCAUCACAGUUUCUGGCUUUUCAUUAUUCAUAAUCGGCAUAUCGUGGGCUCUCAAGGUGAAUACUCCGCGCCAGUUUGGCACCGCCAUGCGCGAGGCCUUUGGAGAUUCAUUACGACUUCCACAGAGCCAUAAGUCUCAAACAUUUGAGGAAGAAAUGCUUCCACUAUUUAUUUUGUUUUUUCUUCUUUUUCUUGUUGUCCUGCUGUUGUUCGCACUCCGCAGCAAUAGACCGCUGCCUUUACGACCAUCAUCAAAGGUGUUGCUUGUCAUCGCUCACCCUGACGAUGAGACCAUGUUUUUUGCACCAGUGUUGCGAGCAUUAAGUGCUGCCAAUCAUCGUGUCUUCAUUUUAUGCGUGUCCAAUGGGAAUUUUGAGGGGCUGGGAAAAAUCCGUAACAGAGAGCUACAAGAGGCGGUUCCAUUCCUUGGCGUUACAUCAUCAGACGUCACUGUACUGGACUAUGAUGCUUUCCCAGAUGGGGGACAGUGGGAUCGCCAAGCAUUAAGCAAUGUUCUGCUCCGGCACAUUGAGGUAAAAACAGCUGUUCUAAAUGAAGAGACAUGA